AUGCUUUUUUCUCAAGCAUCUUUGUUCCUCCACUUCACUCAAGUAGCUCAGAGUAUCGCCACAAGGUUUGGUUUUAUAAAAGCCAGGGUCAAAGAGGAAGUGUUAAGAAACAGACGGGAACGACCAAUGAACACUCAUUAUAUCAGGAUCGCUAAUGUCCCCCACAACAACAAAGGGCUCUACACCAUCCACGAGGUUGAGUCACUCAUGAGCGCCUUCUGGAUGCUAUGCGACGCUGUUCAUCAGGCUAACAGCUUCUACGGAGACCAGCUGCUGAGUGUCUUCUUUACCUCGCUUGUCCAUAUCACGAUCAGUAUUUACUACUUAAUCGGCAGCGUAAUACUAAGACAGUCAACCGCUAUCACUGUGUUAGGAGGGUUGGCUAUCGCCCACAUUGCUCAUCUGGUUCUGUUGGUGCGGCCGAGCACACUGGUGGCUGAACUGGCCGACGGCAUGGCACCUAUGAUUUGCAAGUUGAUCAACACGGGUUUGGACCCAAUUCUGGUGGAACGCCUUGAAGAGCUUUUGUUGCAGUUAGGGAAACGUAAAUCAAGAUUUUCUGCACUUGGAUUUUUCCAACUUCAAAACUCCGCCGUAAUCAAGAUGGCUGGUGCAGUGACCACCUAUUUGGUGGUAUUAGUCCAGUUUCAAUUAGAAAUAGUUCCACCUGAAUUCUUUAAGUCAGUUACCUAA
Homalodisca vitripennis (glassy-winged sharpshooter) is the source of this 693-nucleotide messenger RNA. Its product is annotated as gustatory receptor for sugar taste 43a-like. The transcript has a single exon. Gene Ontology annotation, biological process: sensory perception of taste. NCBI's taxonomy places the organism in Eukaryota, Metazoa, Arthropoda, Insecta, Hemiptera, Cicadellidae. The record is from RefSeq and is a predicted model, not a curated record. Gene Ontology annotation, cellular component: axon; neuronal cell body; membrane. The coding region runs from base 1 to 693 and encodes 230 amino acids.